Messenger RNA from Acinonyx jubatus (cheetah), 1675 nucleotides. RefSeq names its product DLA class II histocompatibility antigen, DR-1 beta chain. Gene Ontology annotation, cellular component: late endosome membrane; MHC class II protein complex; lysosomal membrane. The transcript has 5 exons. Lineage: Eukaryota; Metazoa; Chordata; Mammalia; Carnivora; Felidae. Gene Ontology annotation, biological process: immunoglobulin production involved in immunoglobulin-mediated immune response; peptide antigen assembly with MHC class II protein complex; antigen processing and presentation of exogenous peptide antigen via MHC class II. Gene Ontology annotation, molecular function: MHC class II protein complex binding. Bases 88 to 885 code for a protein of 265 amino acids. The record is from RefSeq and is a predicted model, not a curated record.
AUUUAGGAGGGGGCUAAAGGAGGGUCUUAGUUCUCACUGACUGAGACUUGCCUGUUCCCCUGCCCCCUGUCCUCUCUGUUGUCCAGCAUGGUGUGCUUGUGUUUCCUGGGAGGCUCCUGGAUGACAGCUCUGAUGUUGAUAUUGAUGGUGCUGAGCCCUCCCCUGGCUUGGGCCAUGGACACCUCAUCACAUUUCUUAACCAUGUGGAAGUUCGAGUGUCAUUAUCCCAACGGGACGGAGCGGGUGCGAUACCUGGCCAGAUUUUUCUAUAACCGGGAGGAGUUAGCUCGCUUUGACAACGAAGUGGGGGAGUACCGAGCGGUAUCAGAGCUGGGGCGGCCAGACGCCAAGUACUGGAAUGGGCAGAAGGAAGUCCUGGAGCGGAAGCGGACAGCGGUGGACUGGUUCUGCAGACACAACUACGGUGUUGGUGAGAGCUUCACGGUGCAGCGGCGAGUUGAGCCGACAGUGACCGUGUUCCCCUCGAAGACGCAGCCCCUGCAGCACCACAACCUCCUGGUCUGCUCCGUGAAUGGUUUCUAUCCAGGCCACAUUGAGGUCAAGUGGUUCCGGAACGGCCAGGAGGAGGAGACUGGGGUCGUGUCCACAGGCCUGAUCCGUAAUGGAGACUGGACCUUCCAGACCCUGGUGAUGCUGGAAACAGUUCCUCAGAGUGGAGAGGUCUACACCUGCCACGUGGAGCAUCCAAGUCGCACGAGCCCUCUCACCGUGGAGUGGAGGGCUCAGUCUGAAUCUGCACAGAGCAAGAUGCUGAGUGGAAUCGGGGGCUUUGUUCUGGGUCUGCUCUUCCUGGUGGUGGGGCUGUUCAUCUACUUCCGGAAUCAGAAAGGUAAGGCACCUGUUGGUAGCUGGGCCUCCCUAUAGACCUUGUGGGAGAGAAAUACAGCUUUGAUCGCAUAAACUCCCUGUGGACCAGUGGCCUUGUAGGAUGCGUUUCCUUCCCCAUGUGACCUCAGAUUUCCUAGAUAUCCAGAAAGCAAGGGUCCAUGGUUACUGUGCUUCAGCAUAAGAGGUUAUGGGUUAUAGAGAUAAGAAAGAAGUUAACAAGACAGAUAUCUUGGCUUGGGGUCCUGGGCCAAAUCAGGAAAAGCUAUGAAAGCUAAUGAAGCCACAACAGAUUUGUGUGACAGAAACUUCACAGGCCACAUCUCUCCCUUUCUGAUCCCACUGGCAUCAUGCAAUCUGGGUUGUGGUGUUAGGUGGGUCUGGGGUUGGGACCUUGUAUGUGGGGACAGAUUUACCUGUGUCUCUGUUAAGUGUAUGUUUUCCCUUUUCUUUCCCAGGACACUCUGGGCUUCAGCCAACAGGACUCCUGAGCUGAAGUGGAAAUGCUGACACUCCAGGAAGAACCUUCUUUUCAGGCUUCUUCACACAGUCAAAACGUUUCCUGUUUGGCUCGUAUUCUUCCACAAACACAGUGCUUUCUCAGGAUUUGGUUUGCCCUGGGUUCAGUGACCCCGCAGAACCCAUGCUUCCUGAUGGCUCCCUCCACCCUGUCCUUGACCUGGAAGCCCCAGUACUGACUGCAGUUCCUUAUCUUCAUUCUCUCCCAGCUCCCUGUGUAUUCAGCCCUUAAUGCCUCCUUUACAUUGGAACUCACCGCUGUACACGUGUCUUUAUCAGCUUUUCUCAAAUAAACAUGGAGUGACAAUCA